Molecule: messenger RNA, 5729 nt
Organism: Gallus gallus (chicken)
Lineage: Eukaryota; Metazoa; Chordata; Aves; Galliformes; Phasianidae
Gene: ACSS2
Product: acyl-CoA synthetase short-chain family member 2
Exons: 18
Coding region: 2419-4308 (629 amino acids)
Biological process (GO): acetyl-CoA biosynthetic process
Cellular component (GO): cytoplasm
Molecular function (GO): acetyl-CoA synthetase activity
Source: RefSeq, a predicted model, not a curated record
CAAUCUCAACCUAUUCUGCUUUUUCAAGGACGGAUUUGAAGGGCUCCAUGUACUCAAGCGCUGUUCCUGUGUUGGGUGAGUGAGGCGAACUGCAGCGUGACACAUGGCCAUUUUUAGGCUGGGUGGCUGUUACCAAGCCACCAGGCUGUCCCAGCCUCUCCUUCAGGCCGCAGGUUUCCUGGCUCUGAGUGCAGUGAGGCCAAAUGGCAGCGUGGAGGCUUGCGAUGACAGUGCUGCCUGUGUGCAUGUGGCAGGCGCGUGUUGGCACGGCUCUGGACGGCUGGAGGCUUUGCUGCCCACGUGGCACACACGUGAGCCCGCUUCCCAGAUGGCUGUGGCUCAGCCCGGCCACGCCAUGCCUGGCAUUUUGGCUGCUCUAAUUCUGGAGCCUGAGAGAUGGGAAGCCAGGCGCUGGCUGGCUGCCCCCUGUGACCUUGCACGUGAGGAGGAGCCGUGGGGCAGGGGCAGCCGCUUCUCUUGCUGCAUGGGAAAAGUUCUACCUUCCUAUAUCUGAGCUCUGGGACAUGCUACUGGCUGGGGAGCUGGAGGGCUGUUGUCUCCCUGCUGUGCUGCUUGUGCACCAGCUCAGUCCCUUGCUCAGGAGAGUUCUGACUGCUGCAGUUUGAAUGGCACUGGAGUGACCUUCUCACAGUCCCUGUGACUGCCCUGCUGGAAGCUUUUCCAUGCUGCUGCUGCUGCCUCCUUGCUAGAUUCCACCUGGAGCCAAGCUGUGCCCCAGAUCCCUGCUGUCCUUGGUGGCCCCAGAGAUAAGCACCUCUGUCUGUUAAAUGUGGGCACUGCUGUUAUCUGGGGGUGAUGUGGGCACAGGAGCUUAGAGGAGAAACAAAGUUCUCAGUGGUAGCAUUUACAGGGGUUGGGUAGACUUUGGUUUUGUGCCUUACUUUGUUGUGGUUUGUAUGAUUUGUAUUAUUUUAAAAAAUGUAUCUUACCUCUCUAAUUAGAGCUGAUGCCCUGUGGGUCUGCAGGUUGUCUGACCAAUCUUGACAACUCCAAACACUUCACUUGCUCAGCUUCACUUCAUCACUUUCCUGUGCACCAGCUACUCUUAAUGGUGUUACAGCCCUGGUAGACCACAGUUAUCAUUGAUAAUUACCUUGCAAACCAUAAUUCCCACUGAUGCAGCCUGUGCUUCCUGCUGCUCCAUGCCAUUGCUCAGUCAGCAUAGCACGAGGAAGCUCUAUUCCCUUAUUACUCAAACAGGUUAUUCAACUAAUUGUUACUCGCUUUACUUCUGAGGAAAGAGAGAAACUGAAGAGUGCUGCCAGUUUAUUGGUGGCUCAGCUUCACUUAGGGCUGUUUGGAUGCUCUGGGAAGCAUGCACUCCUUGGAGCUGUAGCAGGAUAAGAAGUUCCCACUCCUUCCUGCUGCCUGUUAUGCUGCAGCUGAGAUGUAGCAGCUGAAAUGGGCUCAGUGUGCUUGGAUGGACAGUCAUGCUCCAUUGGUUAUGUGAUGAGUGUCUGGAGCAGGCUGAGGAAUAACAAGCCUGGUAGUCAGUUCUGAUGCUUGAUGGAGCGCAAAACUGUUUAACCUGCUGCAGUGCAGCUGCCCAGGCGUGGAUCUGCCACAGCUUUGCUCCCACAUGGCUGCUCCUGAGCCUUGGCUGCUCCACAGGGUCAUUGCUUGAGUUAAUGUGUCUCAAGAAAUGCUUACCUGCCAUUUUUCUUACUGCACAGCACAGUGCUAAAUCUUUUGCUAACCUGUGUGGUCACUCUUACAGGGAGGCUUUGCUUUGAUUUAGCAGCUCUGCAUCUCCAAAGUCAGGCUCCUGAGUGAGCAGGCAGGCAGUCUGCAAUCCUCCCAUCAGUGUGGCUCUGCUGUAGAGGUGAUAACCAUUCAGGUUUCCCUGGUGUUGUGCAGAGCCUGGCACUAGUGUCCUGCAUGCUGCUGUGCAGCUGGUGACUGCUGCCCUUGUCUGGUCUCAUGUGAAUGGCUGCAGGCAGCUGGAAGGCUCUCACCCAUGCAGCAAACUUGCCUUUCUCAUCAGGGCAUUCUGGUAGGUGUGCGUCUGUGUGUUUACCUUAAAGAACUUGCAUUUACUUAAGUCAGUGAGAGGCUCAGCAGAAGCCACGUGGCCAAAAAAUACUUCUCUCCAGCUGAGUAUGCACACAAUGUGGAGUAUGUAAAACACAGGCUUUUCAAGUGCUGAAAAAUGCAAAUGCAUCCCUGCUGUGGUCCAGAUGAUGAUGUAAGAUUUUGGAUUGCUAGUUGUCAAAUGCAGGAUUAAAUUUGAGGCUCAAACUGUGUUUCACCACGUAUUUCAUCUGACUGUGUUUCUGGAGGGCCUGGUGAGUUGAAAAUUGCUUUCUGUUUCAGAGGAAGGCUUGCUGUUAGCUCAGUCACACCUGCAAUUGCAGCAGAGCCACUCCUGUUGGUUCUCAUCAGCACUGCUUAAAGAGGAUGCAGUCAGGGCUGUGGAGGGAAGGGAAUGAGCCGGGGGAUUCUAUGAAGAUCACAUAUGGCGAGUUGCUGCGUAAAGUCUGUCAGUUUGCUAAUGUCCUCCGUAACCACGGUGUGAAGAAAGGUGACCGAAUUUCCAUCUACCUGCCGAUGAUCCUGGAGCUGGUCAUAGCCAUGCUUGCCUGUGCCAGGAUUGGAGCCAUCCACUCUGUUGUGUUUGCAGGUUUCUCAGCAGACUCUCUUUGUGAGCGGAUCCUUGACUGCGGUUGCUCCCUCCUCAUUACAGCAGAUGCCUUUUAUCGAGGGGACAAGCUGGUCAACCUGAAGCAGAUUGCAGAUGAAGCCCUCCAGAAGAGCAAAGACAAGGGCUUCCCUUUGAAGAAGUGCAUUGUGGUGAAGCACCUGGGACGGGAGGAGGUAGCAGCGGACGGGGCAUGCAGCCAGUCUCCUCCUCUCAAAAGGCUGUGCCAGGACGUGCAGGAAAAAAAGACUGAGAGCUCACAGAGACUCCAUCCCAAGAUCCCCUGGGAUCCACGCAUGGAUGUGUGGUGGCAAGAUCUAAUGAGCGGUGCCAGCACGGAGUGUGAGCCUGAGUGGUGCGACUCAGAGGAUGAACUCUUCAUCCUCUACACAAGUGGCUCAACUGGGAAACCCAAGGGUGUGCUGCAUACGGUGGGUGGAUACAUGCUUUAUGCUGCCACUUCAUUUAAGUAUGUCUUUGAUUACCAGCCUGAGGAUGUCUACUGGUGCACAGCUGACAUUGGAUGGAUAACAGGCCAUUCCUACAUCACUUACGGACCCUUGGCAAAUGGGGCAACUAGCGUAUUAUUUGAAGGUAUCCCCACCUACCCGGACGCUGGGCGAAUGUGGAGUAUCAUUGACAAGUACAAGGUGACCAAGUUCUACACGGCACCCACAGCCAUCCGGCUGCUGAUGAAGUGUGGGGAGGAGCCUGUCAAAAAGCACAGCCGGAAGUCUCUGAAGGUGCUGGGGACUGUUGGGGAGCCCAUCAACCCUGAAGCCUGGCUGUGGUACUACCGUGUGGUGGGAGAGGAGAGGUGUCCCAUUGUGGACACGUUCUGGCAGACAGAGACGGGUGGCCACAUGCUUACGCCUCUCCCUGCUGCCACUCCCAUGAAACCAGGCUCUGCUACGUUCCCCUUCUUUGGUGUGGUCCCUGCCAUCAUGAACGAGUCGGGGGAAGAGCUGGAAGGAGAAGCAGAAGGCUACUUGGUAUUUAAGCAGCCCUGGCCAGGAAUAAUGCGCACUCUGUAUGGAAACCACCAGCAGUUUGAAACCACGUACUUCAAGAAGUUCCCUGGGUACUACGUGACAGGUGACGGUUGCAGGAGAGAUAAAGAUGGUUAUUACUGGAUCACAGGGCGAAUUGAUGACAUGCUGAAUGUUUCUGGCCACUUGCUGAGCACUGCAGAGGUGGAGUCAGCUCUGCUUGGGCAUGGAGCCGUCUCUGAGGCCGCUGUGGUCAGCCACCCACACCCCCUGAAAGGAGAGUGCCUCUACUGCUUCGUGACCCUGAAAGAUGGCCAUGACUUCACCAAGAACCUGGCAGAUGAGCUGAAAAAACAAGUCAGGGAAAAAAUCGGACCGAUAGCAACGCCUGAUUACAUCCAGUAUGCCCCCAGCCUGCCCAAAACCCGUUCAGGUAAGGCGCCCAGCUACUGUGCUGGGGAGGACCAAUCAGUUCCUGCCAGUGGAAAGGAAUUAUCCCUGAAUUGUUUGUUGGGGAACAGCCAAAUCCAUGGAAAGAUCACCAGGCGGAUACUAAGGAAGAUUGCCCAAAAUGACAGAGAUCUGGGGGACAUCUCCACCUUGGUAAACCCGGGCAUUAUAAACCAGCUUUUCAACGACAGAUGUGACACCAAACUGUAGCAGCAUGACCUCUCCCUGCUGAACAGAACUGUAGCAGCAGUGUCCUGAUGAGCAGGUCCCUCAAAUAACCACUGUCUGCCCUGGGAAAGAAACCUUCACCUGUUGAAAUUGAAUGUACAAAUGUUAAGAGAUGAAGGAAGGCUGACCCUGGAGAGGCUGUGUCUUGCCAACGUGUUCAUGCCUUGGAGGAGUACGUACGUCACAUCAGAGAUGAGUAUCAUACAUCUGAGGUUUGGCCUCAUUCACACAGGGACUUGUGACUUGUGCUCCUCUGUUUUCAUCACCUCAAUCUUGAUUUUAAUUGUUUUCUCUUGGGGGGGUGUUGAUUAACUUUAUGUAGUUGAGGGGCCCUGGUGUCCUUCCCUUAGUGGGAAGGAGCUGCUCUGGUGUCCUUCCCUUAGUGGGAAGGAGCUGGGGGACAGGUUGUAGGGGAAGUGGUACUGAGUUACUCAGUGCAAGCAGGCAAGGAAGGCUCAUCUGCCACUGUCUACAUGCUGAGUAAGCUUCCUUUUCUACUCAGAGCUACGGGAAAACUUAAAAGCAUUCUCACAUCAUAAGCACAACUGAGUUUUAGUCUUGCAUCCACUGUUUUCUAGCUUAAGUCCCAUACCUGAAAGGGAAUGAAGCAAAGCUUAGGAGCUCUGUGCUUUAGCUGGAUUUUUUAGAGCUCUUUGGUACCAGGUUCUGCUGUUGUUAUCCAUGUAGUGCCAGCUGGUGCAUGUUUCCCAGCCUGGAGUCCUUUGCUGGCUGUGGCCAUGGUCUGGUUGCUUGCAGCCCAGCUUACAUGGGUUCAUCCUCACAGAGGCAGCACAGCCAGAUGUCCCUUCCGAGGGCUGGGUUGGGUGUGUGCUGCUGGUACCAAAGGAAGCAGGGAACAGAGCACUGCAGAGACACCUUUCCCACUGCAAGCCAACCAAGCAUGUGUUACUUCUGCUUAAAUCUGGCAUGACUUUAUGAUGAUGAGAGAAAACAGUAACUCCAGCCCAAGUCUGAACACCAUGAGGGUAUUACCAAAGCCAACAUUUCCUCAUCGCGUUGAUUACAUUGAACAUCAGCCCUGGAUCGAGCUGGGAAAGAUACCUCCUUGUUAUGUCUGCAUUGAAAUCACACCUGAGCUGUUUGAUUUCUACACUUAAACCAAAGGAGAAAUGAGCUUUAAAGAGCUUUAAUGAGCAGAGCUGCUGCCCAAGUCUCGUUUCUUGCCUGCUGCUCUCACCAGCAUGGUACCUGUCUGUGACCUAUAACCUCAGUCGUGCCUGUGUCCCACAUACCACCCACUGCUCCCUUCCACAGGAUUGUGCCACUUCUUUGACGUGAGUUCCUACAUCUGUUCUCCUCCUCUGUUACUACUGUUGUGUAAUUUUGGCUGGAGACAGCUAGAACUCUAUGCAAAAUGGAAUAAAAAUUCAAGAAAACAGAAA